Messenger RNA from Hordeum vulgare subsp. vulgare (domesticated barley), 2522 nucleotides. RefSeq lists its product as uncharacterized. Lineage: Eukaryota; Viridiplantae; Streptophyta; Magnoliopsida; Poales; Poaceae. Bases 804 to 2348 code for a protein of 514 amino acids. The transcript is spliced from 4 exons. The record is from RefSeq and is a predicted model, not a curated record.
ACGCGGCGGAUGAUGUGCUGCAUGGGCCGCUCAUGCGUCCACCCGUGGUGGUGAGGAGGAGCACGUGGACGACGGAGGCGGCGGCAAGCAGGAGAGCCGCGGCGGCGAGCUCCAACCUCCAAGUAAUCUCCGUUGUCUCUGCUUCACACCGUCGUUGCCUCACGCUCCUCUCGGCAGACCUCUCCGUCGUCCUGCCGUGGCAGCAUCGCCUCUCCGCGAUUCUCGUUAUAUAGUGCGCUGCAGGUGAAGCCCUUACUCAAAGCUUCGUCAUGGCUACUCUCUCCUGUCCUCCGACGAUUGUGCGUCGCUCACUCUGUGGCGCCGCUCUGGUGCCCGGACGGUGUUCGACGAAAUGGCCGUGAGGCCAACACUGGUCCUCGGGAGAGCCGACGAUGGUAGGGGAGCCAUUCUCCCGCGUCAGCACUGCUGCCCGGAGGUUGUUCGACGUAAUGUCCGUGAGGCCAACACCGGUUCUCGCGACGUCCGACGGUGUGAGGCCAUUUUGCCACAACAAGCCUUCUUAGAAAGACAAGAGAUGGCCAAAGAAAGUUGUUGAGCGAAAGCCAAGACUCCCAAGUCACCCUCAUCUUUCCGUGGUGCAUGAAAAGAUCAACUGAGCUGCCCUUCCAGGACCAUCUGGCACGUGCAGUUUCUCCGUUGGCAAGACAAAGUCACUCUCUGCAACAUCCGGAUAUUGACUUGCAGGACGGCCAACACCAGCAGUCUGCAAUUUCUAGCCGCCUCCUGCCCUCUCCUGGACUCCCUGAUCAAUUAGCACUCUUCGAUCGGCUGCACGGUUGAAGAUGGAGCUCGCCAUAUCUGCCGUAACAGGUGAGCUCGUGAGCCGAUUCGUCUCCUUCCUCGCUGACAAGUACCGCUCUAGCCGCUGUGCACAGCCGGAAGAGAGGCUGGUGAAGAGGCUGCAGCAGCUGCUCCUGAGAGCUCGCACAGUCGUUGAGGAGGCGGAUGGGAGGUACAUCACUAACUCUGGGAUGCUGGCGCAGCUCGACGUGCUCGCGGGUGCCAUGUACCGGGGCUACUGGGUACUAGCGGCAUUCAGCUACAUGUCUCUCGAGAAGACAGAGACUACUCCCUUGGAGGAGGAUGCGGAGGUUAGCUGCUUUUCUCCUACCAAACGUCUUCGCAGGGUUCAUGGCAGUGCCAGGAACAACAAGGCCGUGUACCUUGCCGACCUGCAAGGCAUGCUGGAGAGCUUGGAGGAUGUCGUCGCCAGCAUGACGGAGUUUGUUGUUCUUUUGGGUGGGUGCGACCGUAUGCUGCCCCGACCAUACGACGCGUACCUUUACACCGGCAACAUCAUGUUCGGACGCCACACCGAGAAGCAGAAGCUCCUGAACUUUGUUCUACAGCACAGCCCUCCUGGUUGCACUCCGGCUGUUCUCCCGGUCAUCGGUGCUCCUGCGGUCGGGAAGAGGACCCUUGUCGCCCAUAUAUGCAAGGACGAGAGAGUCAGGUCACACUUCACUUCGAUUCUGCACCUGAAUGGAGAUUCCAUCUGUAGAUUAGCAGACCAUGAUCGUAGCCUCUUGUCAGGGAACACACUGGUGGUUGUUGAGGUUGUCUCAGAUGUCAGCGAGGAGGAUUGGGCCAAGUUCCACUCAACCUUGGCAAGCAUGGACAGUGGAAGCAAGGUGAUCAUCAUCAGCCGGCUUAGAAGUUCGGAGCGACUGGGAACCGUGAAGCCGAUCUUCCUCAACACCCCGUCGUAUGAGGAGUUCAGCUACCUCUUCAAGACACUCACAUUCAGGGGCGCGAACCCGGUGCAGCACCCACGGUUGGCACAGAUAGCAGACCAACUGGCCAGGGAGUUCCGAACGGAAUGGUCGCUCGUCGCCAUGAACAUAUUCGCGGAUUUGUUGGGAAGGAAUCUGGAUGUCCAUUUCUGGCGAGGCAUGCUGAGCAGGAUGAGAAGAUCUGUUGAGAGGAACCUCUCCAUGUUUGGGGAGCACCCAAGGUUGCUCAUCGAGAGACGCCACCAGGUAGACGUUACGGACUUUGUCUUGCAUCCCAACGCUUCUCCACUCUGCAUCAUGCCUUCCUGUACCAGUGGCAGCAGCCGCACUGAAGUUACGACGGAAAGGGCGUCGCUACCGAGGGUGAGGCUUGGGGAUCUGAUGAUGGAUCCUGGAGUUCGGCCACAGGGGGAUUUCAAUGUGGUUUCGUGGGAAUCAAGGUUGCCACCGUACUCCUCAUUCAUUCAUUUCGUUCCAAAUGGAAAUGGCGCUCCAGGUUUGAGGAAACAGAGUACUCCCCUGACUGGGAGGAAGCGUCCCUUUGGAAGGCCUUUUGAUUUGAACGAUUCUUGCAGGGAUCUUGUAGAGAGUUAGAAUCUCUAUUACUCCCCGGUUCAUAAUUGAAUAGAAAUUAGAUAUUUGACACAGUCUCCAAUAUGUAUAUUUAACCUUUAUCUUUAGUCUUGGAAUUUUAUAUUAUGAAAAAAGGGCAAAAUUAAUUUUUGUAGUCAAAGUUAGAAAAUGUUGAAUACAAGCCUUUCUAGGAAA